Molecule: messenger RNA, 963 nt
Organism: Morus notabilis
Lineage: Eukaryota; Viridiplantae; Streptophyta; Magnoliopsida; Rosales; Moraceae
Product: probable E3 ubiquitin-protein ligase BAH1-like 1
Exons: 6
Coding region: 1-963 (320 amino acids)
Source: RefSeq, a predicted model, not a curated record
AUGAAGUUUGCCAGUAAAUACAGGGAAUUUGUGAAGGAACAAAAUGAAGAACUACCUGUUGUUCAACUAAAGAAGCUCAAGAAAAUUCUGAAGAAUUGUGAGAUGAAGAACCAAGUCUGUGAUUGCCACUAUCACUGUCCAGAAUGUGAUGAAACUUUCUUCCCUUCCCUGCACAAGGACAUGUUUGAGAUUGUAAAUUACUUCAACAAGGGUGCCCAAAAGUUGCUGGAGUUUCACUUGGCUUCAGGAUUGCAAAAGUAUGUUUUGUUUCUGAAAAACAAAUUGCAGUUCGGAAGCCGCCAGGUCAAUCUGAUAAAAGAUGGGAAUCAUCUUGCGGCCUAUGCCACAGUCAACGCUGUUGCUAUGCAGAAGAUUCUCAAGAAGUAUGACAAGGUUCAUUGCUCUAUGAAAGGACAAGAGUUUAGACUAGAAGCUCAAGCCAAGCAUAUGAAUCUCCUGAAAUCCCCUUAUCUUUUUGAGCUGAUGGCAUUUCAUAUGAAUAACCUAAACGAAAACAAGGAAGAAAGCAAGAAUAAUUAUUUGUUUCCCCUUUUGUCCGAUUGCCUCCUUCAUAUUGAUGGUGAAAAACCAUAUCUUUUAGUAACUCUUUUCGACUCCAUAAGCCUGAAUUUGGAGUUGACUUGUCCAGUUUGCUUGGAAACAGUGUUCGAUCCAGUUUCUCUUUCAUGCAGCCAUGUCUUCUGCUAUAUGUGUGCUUGUUCGGUUGCAUCAGUUACCAUCGUUGAUGGACUAAAGAAUGCUGAUCCUAGAUCCAAAUGUCCUAUCUGCCGUCAAGUAGGGGUCUUUGAAGGUGCUGUGCACUUGGAUGAGUUGAGCAUGCUUCUGAGCCGAAGCUUGCCAGAGUACUGGGGAGAACGGUUUCAAAGAGAAAGAAAAGAGAGAAUUAAACAAGCAAAGGAGCAUUGGGAGUUCCAGUGUCGUGCAUUUAUGGGAUAUCGUUGA